AUCAGGCAGAGUUUCUUUAAUGAAAACCCCAGCAAGGGUUGGUGUGUGUGUGAGUUUUUCCCUGACCCUGGGAUCUCAUAGCUAAACCGAGGGAGCCCAGAAGGAAGCCGCAGGAUCUAGCUAGCUGACCUUUCCAUACACUCGAGAGGGAUUUGGUCUCUAAUUCAGAUCAGUUCUGGAGUUAGAAACCCACGAUGUCCACCCUGACGCUUCCAGGCUAGGAGUCUGCCUUGGGACGUGCCGCUGCCCUUUUAAACCUGGCCACCCCAGCCCAGAAUGGCUUUGUGCCUCAACCAAGUUUUCAACAAAGACAAAACCUUUCGCCCCCGUAAGAAAUUCGAGCCCGGCACCCAGCGGUUUGAGCUGUACAAGAAAGCCCAGGCCUCUCUCAAAUCUGGGCUGGAUUUGAAGACUGUGGUCCAACUGCCUCCUGGGGAGAAUAUCAAUGACUGGAUAGCGGUGCAUGUGGUUGACUUCUUCAACAGGAUAAACCUUAUCUAUGGGACGAUGUCGGAGUUCUGCACCGAGAAGAGCUGCCCAAUCAUGUCUGGUGGGCUCAAAUAUGAAUACAGGUGGCAGGAUGAUCACAAGUACAAGAGGCCGACCAAGCUCUCGGCACCCCAGUACAUGUGUAUGCUGAUGGAAUGGAUCGAGAUGCUCAUUAACAAUGAGGACAUCUUUCCUACCAGGAUAGGAGUCCCCUUCCCCAAGAAUUUCCAGCAGGUGUGUACCAAGAUCCUCACCCGCCUUUUCCGAGUCUUCGUCCAUGUCUACAUCCAUCACUUCGAUAGUAUCAUCAGCAUGGGUGCCGAGGCCCAUGUCAACACCUGCUACAAGCACUUUUACUACUUCAGCAGAGAGUUCAGCCUCAUUGACCACCGGGAGCUGGAGCCUUUGAAAGAAAUGACAGAGAGAAUUUGCCACUGAGGUGAUGUCUGACGAGAAGUCUGUCCGUCUCCCCUGGAGCCCACUUGCAAUGGGAUGGAAAUGCAGAAUGCUGGACAAUCUGACUCCGAGCUCUUGCUGUGGAGAGAACAGUGUUUAUAUGAUCCCAGUCUCUGUUACGUGGAUACUUUAUUUUUAGAAACCAUUGGCCAGAACCGGGAUAGGACAAGUGUGUGUGUGUGUGAGGGGUGGUUUAAAUACAUACCCACAGAUUUCAUUCUCAUCCCCGUGAGCCCUAAUCACCUGCUUCUUUAUUCCCCCUCAAUCCCAUCCCCUACACACCUGCUGUGUCCUAAAUUAUGUGGUUCUCCUUUAAUUAUGGCACUGAUGGCUGGAGGGUGAAAUCCCUAGCUAAAUGCUCCAGUGAUUACAUCUGCUCACUAGAUUGUGACCCUAUUUUAAUGACAAUAGACCUCUAAGCAAGUAGUUAUUUUGAGGGUGGGGACAAGGAAGGGGUUUGGAUAAGGCAGGGGUUCAGAUAGGGUUUUGGAUAACCAGGAGUUUACUAUACCAGGAUUCUGGCCGCCCCGUGUGCAGGUAUGUGAAGAAAGCUCCUCUUGCACCAUUGCACACCUGUGCACUAGCAGCCAGGACACAGACACUGGGAAGGAGUUGACUAGCUCGCUUUAGAAACGUUCCUAAAAACGUAGAGAAGCACAUGGGAAAAAGCACCAAGAAUCACAUUCGCCCUGCACUGCCCCCCCGGCUUCAGCCAGGCAAAGGGGAGCUGCAGAGCAGGGGCGUACAUAAUGACUAGCACCAAGAGAACUGAUUUCCUCUGUGAUCUCCAAAGGUCAAAUGGAGGUGCUCAUUAUCUGAAUACAGAGCCGGGGGUCUAAUCCCAGUUCUCGUGGAUUCCUUUAGUUGGGCUGUGGAUCUUGUGCUUAAUGAAAACUUCCAGGACUCUGUUUGACAUUCCAGUGAAGUCAGUAGAGUUACACCAGGGAUGAAUUACACCCACGCUCAUCCUGGUCUGUCCGGUGAUGGGUCACUGAGAGCUCUUCCUUCCAAACCCGGAAGGUUGGCUACAAAUACAACUGUGUAACAGUAGGGAAGGCGAAGGGGAUUGUGGGAACCGGAGUCAAUCUGACUAGAGCUGGUCAAAACUGACGGUUGAAACAGUUUUGCACCGAACAAUGGCUUGUUCCUCAAAAUGGAAAUUUCCAUGGGAUUGAUUUCUCCCCCACUUCCUCCCCCAGUAUCCAAAAACUGAAACACUUUGGCCAAAUCCCCCCAUAUCUUCAGUUUUGAAUUGAAGAGUUUUCAGUUUGUUGGCUCUUUAAUCUAGCAGAGGUGUAACAAGAUCCAACGGCUGGAAGUUGAUGUUGGACAUGUUCAGACUGGAAAGAAAGCAUAUAUUUUUAACGGUGAGCAUCAUUAGCCAUUGGACCGGCUUACUAAGGGUUGCAGUUGGUUCUACAUCACUAGCAAUUCUAAAUCAAGAUUGGUUGUCUUCCUAAAAGAUCUGCUCUGGUUCAAACAGGAAUUAUUUCAGGGACGUUCUCUGGUCUGUGUUAUACAGAAAGUCAGACUAGCUGAUCACAGUGGUCCUUUCUGGCCUCUAUUUGGGGGGUGGGUUGUUGGUUUGUUUUGUUUUUUUAAAAAAAAACCAAAACUUUUAAAGGAAAAUGGAGAUGAAAACAGGAUUUUUCAUGGGAACAAAAACUGUCCCCACUAGUUCUGGCUCUGUUUUGGGGGUUCAGAAUCCGUGAGUCUGGGGGUUGAGCAGAGCCCCAAAACUCACUCAAAACUGCUGAGUUUUUCAUUCCAUUUUGACGUGAAACCAUAUGAAGCUGCGAGUCCUCCUGCAGCACCUAAAGUAAGCCCCAGCUCCCUCAAAACCAGGCCUGCUUUCCCCAGAAAGCUUUACAAAUCUCUGGUAAGCCAGGGCUGCAUUUCAAGGGUCUGAUGCUGCGAGAUGAGCAUCCCCAGGCCAAUCUGUGAUGUCUGUGAGCAUUGAGGCUGACCCACCUCGUGUUCAGGCUCCAAGUCUUUAUCAAAACUCCAACAACCAGGCAGCUGCAGGUGAUGGCAAGAUUUGCAUGAAGUUUCACACUGCUCUUAUCUAGGAGUUUACAGUCCAGUAGCUUCUGGUUUCAGGGCCAAAUUCACUGCGGGGGCAACUCCACUGAACUCGCUGAAGGUGGCCCUUUUUGGGUAAAGGAUCGUUAAUGUGUUUACAGUUGCAAUAAAAUAUCGCACCACCAUCCCCAUCCCUACAUUUUCAGGGCCAUGCAAUUCCCACGGACUUCAUGUGGUUAAAACCCCAUGCAGCACUUUUAAACAUAGUCAUUACAGUCAUGCAGCUCCCUUCUUCCACACUAAUCAACCCACCAGUUGCUGCCUCCCCACAGGGACCAUUUUUUCAAGGAGCAAUUUUUCCCCUCUUGUCCCUCAGUGAAGAUAACUUCAUCAGUCUGAGCUAUUCUAAAUGGGUCUUGGAGCAUCAGGUACAGAUGGCCUUGGUGACAGAUGCAUUCCAAUCCGGCCAGUGUCAUUUUUGCAGGUAUUGUCAUGGUUUCUUCUCCCUUUGUGUAUAUAAAUAAACCCUUCCCUUGAAAUGCUCUAUGAAGGACUUAGGGCAAAAAUGAAGGACAAAGGAUUUACAGAAAGGAACAAAGCAGUGUGG
Molecule: messenger RNA, 3574 nt
Organism: Caretta caretta (loggerhead turtle)
Lineage: Eukaryota; Metazoa; Chordata; Testudines; Cheloniidae
Gene: MOB3C
Product: MOB kinase activator 3C
Source: RefSeq, a predicted model, not a curated record